GUCCAGAUGUUAACACAUUGUGUGAGUACUCAUUCUGGGUCACCAUCAUAGCUAACUCUAACGUACUGACAUACCAUGUAGUACAUGUACGUCACCCCGCCUACAACUAGCCAAAUCAAUAUGUUGUGGUAUUCCCACUUGCCUGGCAGUACCGAUCAUGCAGACAUUAAAUUAUCGGAUUUAACGGGGAAAUGAUUAUGGUAUACCUGGUAAUCCUUCUAUAACAUUGACUACAUGUAUGUGUAAAAGUGAUAUAAUGUAUACCAUGAAAACGUGGAUGAGAAGUCAUGUUCAUAUGAUAAAGAAUGAGAAAAAUACGCCAAUGUAACCGUACAGAACAUUAUCGAUCAAUGGCACACUCGUAUCCACACACAAUGUAUGUGUACGGUGAGCUUGGAAUGCAUCUCUGGGGGACGAAGUCUAAAUCAGAGCUCAGCAGUUUCUCAACCUGUCUUUUGGAUCAUAGGAUAUUCUACAUGAACAAUAGCAUCGAUGACGUGGACAUGAUGGGUAAAAUAUGACGUCACAACACACCGAGUGAGAGGAAGUAAAAAUGUGAUGAUAACUUUCAGUUCAGAUGUCAAAGAAGAAAGAGAAACUCAGCGCAUGAAGGAAUGAUUACACAAUGUGGAAGAGGAAAAAAAUUAAGAUAGGAAGCUUAAUUAUCUGCUUCAGCUUAGUAUUCAUCUUUUGGAUUCAAACUGACACCGCGACUCUUAAUGACCAAUCGCCGUACCUACGUCAGAGCUCGUUAUCCUGGAAUGAAUUCCCUUUACCACAUGUAAGCAAACAAAGUUUUCACGGACAGAAGCGAAAUGUUUUUAACGUAGAGUGUGCUAAAAUUAUAGAGGGAGACCGAUCAGAAAUUAAUAAAGCAAAACGGAUAAACGUCCAGGAUGUAAAGAAUAUAACGUUACGUGAUAAUACAUAUAUAGAAAUGACUAAAGAUUGUGCCAAAUUCAAACGCGAUAGAGGCUACAUGGGCCUCGAAACUGUCACAUACGAAGAACGGAACUUUCCGAUUUCUUUCAGUAUCCUCCUUUAUAAGGACGUAGGGCAAAUGGAGCGGCUAUUACGGGCUAUUUACAGACCACAUAACAUAUAUUGCUUACAUGUGGAUUUAAGUGCAAAACAUGUUGUUCAUGAAGCCACCCGGUCAAUAGUGAAGUGUUUCGACAACAUCUUCAUCAGUUCAAAGCUAGAGGACGUGGUAUAUGAAGGGAUGACAAGACUGAGAGCUGACCUCAACUGCAUGAGUGAUUUAUUAGCAGCAAAAGUGAAGUGGAAAUACUUCAUUAAUUUACCAAGUCAACAGUUUCCUUUAAAAACGAAUAGAGAGAUGGUGAAAAUACUCAGUUUAUAUAAUGGUGCUAACGAUAUCGAAGGAAUUACGAAACCUGGUCGAAUGAUGCGUGGACGGUAUAAAACAAAGUUCGUUCAAGUUGGCAAAACGCUUCGCAACACCGGCAAGACGAAGGAGGAUCCUCCACACAAUAUUUCCAUUGUUAAAGGGAGUGCUUAUGGAAUAUUUAGUAGAAAGUUUGUAGAUUUCAUAUUGACCAACCAAACAUCGAAAGAUCUGUUGGUCUGGAUGGAAGAGGUGAGAAGCCCUGAUGAAUACUAUUGGGCGACCCUUCAACAUGAUAAAAGCAUCGGCGCCCCUGGAGGCUACACAAGCGUGCCGGACAAGAAACCAUGGCUGGCUACCUACGCUAUUUGGGGUGGCGUUAGUGCGUGUCACGGCCGGUUCGUGAGGGGCGUGUGUGUGUUCGGAGCCGGAGACCUGCAGGAACUUGUUUCGCGCAAGGAGAUGUUUGCAAAUAAAUUCUACUAUGACUACCAGCCAAUGGCAUUGGCCUGUAUGGAAGAGUGGCUUCAAAAUAAGACGUAUUCUGCUUUACCAUUUGAGACGUAUUUCUAUAAAAACUUACCAUUUAUUUUACCUGAUAAAACGCCAUGACAUUAUUGUAUUCCUGGUAUCUAUUAACGUUUAAUUUCAUUGUGAUGAUAUCUUUAAGGUACGUGCAUCAGUUAUGAAUGUUUAGCCGUUAUCAUAUAUUUGGUGCUAUGAAAUGUUGUAUCAAUCCGUUACAAAAGUAUUGAUAAUAUAGGCUACUCUUGUAAUGUAAUUUUUAACCAAUAAGUCACAGUUUUAGAUGGUAAAUUCCUUGUUUUCCUACCUUCGGUGAUUACAUGUCUCAGCUUAUUCGAUGUUCCCAUUAUCACGAUUUCUGUAAAAGAUACCAACUACUGACCGAAGAUGUAGGUUGAUGAAGACCAUGGGAAAGUGUUAUUGUUGACAUCAUGAUCUAAUUUCGAAAUAAUAUUUACUUGACCGGUAUUAUUAUAUUCAGACACGCUCGAUGCUUGUUGACAUACCUGCUUGUUCAUUUAUCUUCUGAGGAUAUCACUUAACUCGGAUUUGACCUAGAUUUGCGUGGCGAUGAAGCAGAAGACGCUUAAUCUCAUUUUACUUGUCCGAUGGCCAGGCCCUAGUUUCAUCAAUGUUCUUUAACCUUAGGAAAUCCCUUAAUCUUAUAUUUGCCACAGGAAAGCAUUUAAGAAUUUAGAAAUGUUUAGUUAAAGAACUUUCCUUGACUUUCUUUAAUGCUUUCCUACGGAAAUAUUUAUGUUAAGGAAUAUUGAUGAAGCUGGUCUCUGGAGUGUUGGUAUUAUCUGUUGUUUUGUAUUGACACCACUUUAUCACAGUCGCAGAGGAAAUGUAUUUGAUAGUACGCAAAGUAUUGAAGUAAAAGUCAAAUCCGAUAUUCCGAUAUGGACAAGCAAUAUGUACAUGGUUUUUAUAAGCUAAAUCUAUGCCAAUAAACAUAUAAAAUGUUAUCUUGCCAAACGUUGUCUAUAACAUGUUGUAUUUUUACGUAAAAUGUUUCAUUGUUGGAAUAAACAUCGACAUUUUGAAUGUUC
Pecten maximus is the source of this 2925-nucleotide messenger RNA. Its product is annotated as beta-1,3-galactosyl-O-glycosyl-glycoprotein beta-1,6-N-acetylglucosaminyltransferase-like. Bases 626 to 1960 code for a protein of 444 amino acids. Gene Ontology annotation, molecular function: acetylglucosaminyltransferase activity. The transcript is spliced from 4 exons. Lineage: Eukaryota; Metazoa; Mollusca; Bivalvia; Pectinida; Pectinidae. The record is from RefSeq and is a predicted model, not a curated record. Gene Ontology annotation, cellular component: membrane.